AUGAAGAAGGUGCUGAGAGUAUACGGUGGCGUUUUGAGGCUAGUGCGGCUUUUGCCGGCGGACACGAGGCCGUACUACGCCAAGUACGCCAGGGAGAAUUUCGUUAAUUACCGUGAAGUCGACCAAAGCGAAACAUCCCUUGACGAACUCUUCCAACGAGCCUACAAUCACUCACUCUGGAUACUCAACAAGUAUUCGAUUGACGAAUCGAAGGCGAAUGAGUUGAAAGAGAUCUGUUUUGAAUGA
Messenger RNA from Microthlaspi erraticum, 246 nucleotides. NCBI's taxonomy places the organism in Eukaryota, Viridiplantae, Streptophyta, Magnoliopsida, Brassicales, Brassicaceae. The record is from the annotation of a GenBank genome assembly.